Molecule: messenger RNA, 513 nt
Organism: Ceutorhynchus assimilis (cabbage seed weevil)
Lineage: Eukaryota; Metazoa; Arthropoda; Insecta; Coleoptera; Curculionidae
Source: the annotation of a GenBank genome assembly
AUGGCUUCCUCGAUGGCUUCCAACUGUGCGCUUUGUCUAACAAGAUGCAUUUUCAAAAGACGUCCCAACUCCAAGGAGGGUGAACUCUUUGGAUGUAACUGUGAUGGAUGUAAACGAUUUAUAUGCAAAGACUGUGGAAACCUAUCCACCACUGAAACGGAUGCGCUUCUAUUGCAAAACAAAUCCCUCCUAUUCUUUUGUAUGGAGUGCAAAGCCUGUUUUCCGGAGAUUAAUAACCUUUCUCAACAUUAUGAUCAGCUCAGUGAUAAAUUAGUUCUAAAGGAAAAAUAUAUCAGCAAUCUUGAAACAGACAUCGAAGAUUUAAAAACAAACUUAAAACAGGAAAUUGAUAGACUGAAAAGGGAAAAUGAAAUGAAGGAUAGUCAUAUCGAUCGCCUCGAGAGACGCACUCAAACAUUGGAUGAUGAGGUUUUUGAGGCUGAAAAUAAUUAUUUAACUACCAUUGAUCUUUCAAAAAUUGGAGUUAAAACGUGUCAACUUGGAGCUGGCUGA